AGAAUUUCAUGGUAAUAAAAGACAUACAUACUCCAAGACUUUUCAUUUAUUUCUCAUCUCUCUCCCUCUCCCUCUCUCUCUGUAACAUACACCGUGUUUCUUGCGAUCUCAUUGUGCUAUUCUCUCUCUUUCUCUCUAUUCACUCUUUUUACACACCCCCUUUUCAUUGUUUUUCAUUUUUUAGCUUCACUCUUAUUGGUUAUUGGUCUAUCUGGUUUGAUUCUUCUUUUUUGGGCUAGAUUUGAAGUUUGAUCUGUUUUGUUAUGUGGGUCUGAUUUGUUUUGCUCUUUGGUGAUGCGAGUUGUGGACUUUUUGUGAUAUUUGGUGGGUUUUUAUGUGAAAAGUUGAAGAUUGCUUGGUGGGGUUUGCAAGAUUUGAUCUUUUGGGGCUACAGAUACAGGAUUUUUAAGAGGUACUUGAAGCUGAGGGUUAAAUUUUGUUGAUUCUGCAGUGAGGGCAAAGGGGUGAUUAAAUUCUUAAGCAGGUUUCAAUAGUCAGUUGUGACGGAUCCUUCAACUGAAAAUAGGUGGUGUGAUUGUGUAGCUGUUCUGGAUUGCAUAUUGAAUAUUAUCAGGGCCCUAAGGAUGGGGUCCUGCUUAUCUACUGAAAGCAGGGGCCCUAUGCCUAGCUCUCCAGGGGUUCGGAAAAAAAAGAAUUCGAGGAAAAAACUUGGGUCGCGAAAUUCUUCUUUUGAAUCCCAGAGGGAAGAACAGCUUCAUCGGAUACCGGGACGGAUGUUCUUGAAUGGCUCUAGUGAUGUUGCCUCGAUGUUCACUCAACAAGGCAAAAAAGGGACUAAUCAAGAUGCUAUGAUUGUAUGGGAGAACUUUGCGUCAAGAACAGACACAAUAUUUUGUGGUGUUUUUGAUGGACAUGGACCGUAUGGUCACUUGGUUGCUAAGAGAGUCAGAGAUUCUCUUCCAUUGAAACUGAGUGCUCACUGGGAAGUUAAUACAAAAAGUGAUGAUGUUCUUAGAGAGAUUAGUCUUAAUGGCACAGGCAGCCUGAACUCUGAAAGCACCUCCUUUUUGAAUGCUGAUGUAGAAUCAAGGGCAUCCUUCGAUGUUGAGGAGAAUGAAAAAAACACAAAUAUGUUUCAGACCUUGAAGGAAACCUUUAUAAAAGCUUAUAAAGUUAUGGAUAGAGAACUUAAGAUGUACACUACCAUUGAUUGCUUCUGCAGUGGAACAACAGCUGUAACCCUGAUUAAGCAGGGCCAUGAUCUUGUGAUUAGUAAUGUUGGAGACUCCAGAGCUGUAAUGGGUACAAGAGAUGAGAAUGAUCUUCUUACUGCAAUACAGCUGACUGUAGAUUUAAAACCAAAUCUUCCAGCGGAAGCUGAGAGGAUUCGUAAAUGUAAGGGGAGAGUCUUUGCUCUUCGGGAUGAACCGGAAGUUGCCAGAGUUUGGUUGCCUAACAAUGACUCUCCUGGCCUCGCAAUGGCCCGUGCUUUUGGGGAUUUCUGCCUUAAAGAUUUCGGUCUAAUAUCUGUUCCUGAAAUUUCUCAUCGCCGCCUCACUGAAAAGGAUGAGUUUGUAGUACUGGCAACAGAUGGGAUCUGGGAUGUUCUCACAAACAAGGAGGUUGUAGACAUUGUUGCCGCAGCUCCUGCACGUUCCUAUGCUGCUAGAGCAUUGGUUGAGUCAGCAGUUCGAGCAUGGAAGUCCAAAUACCCUACCUCUAAGGUUGAUGACUGUGCAGUGGUUUGCCUCUUCUUUAACUCCAACGAUUUAUCAUCUGCUUCUGUCAUUGAAUCAAAUGAAAAGAUAGUUCCGGUGGAAGAGUGUGUUAUAGAUAAUGUUAAAAAGGAUACUUCCGCCAAUAUAAAAAGAGGGGAGAAACUUGGUGAAGAAUGUGAAGAGGAAGAAGUUGAAGCCGAUGAAGACGAUCCCCUACUAUAUGCAGAUCCAGAGAAAGACUGGUCUGCCCUUGAAGGAGUUUCUCGGGUGAACACAUUACUGACACUACCAAGGUUUACACCUGGAAAAGAAGAUAAACCAGCUGCUGGUGAACCAAAGGCUCGUAAAUGAGGAAGCACAAAAGGUUCAAUUUAUUUUGGAGCUCUUAUUUUUUUUCCGUCAGCAAAUGUUUUUAACUAAGUCUCUGUUUAUGGUUUCUUUUUCUUACAAAUGAAAAAUAAUUGAAAAAGGGGUUUUAAUGUCAUUGAUGUUUAUUCUGGACCGGAGAGGUGGGCCCGGCUAUAUUAGAGUGUCUGGGAACUGUCCUUUCUCUCUCUAGUGUGGGUAGAAUCGGAAUUUUGUAAAAUCCUACUCUCCGUGUAUUGUUUAUUUCUUUUUGAAAUGUGUGAAAAAUAUGUUGAUUAU
This is a messenger RNA of Daucus carota subsp. sativus, 2324 nucleotides long. Its product is annotated as probable protein phosphatase 2C 33. Gene Ontology annotation, biological process: peptidyl-threonine dephosphorylation. The coding region runs from base 585 to 2030 and encodes 481 amino acids. Gene Ontology annotation, molecular function: protein serine/threonine phosphatase activity. Lineage: Eukaryota; Viridiplantae; Streptophyta; Magnoliopsida; Apiales; Apiaceae. The transcript has 6 exons. The record is from RefSeq and is a predicted model, not a curated record.